Molecule: messenger RNA, 3090 nt
Organism: Mycena citricolor
Lineage: Eukaryota; Fungi; Basidiomycota; Agaricomycetes; Agaricales; Mycenaceae
Source: the annotation of a GenBank genome assembly
AUGCCGCCAUCGCCAACUACAAGGCGUUCGAGCAGUUCGGCGAUCCGAAUACAAGGAAAAAGCGGUUUACUGGAUGCGUACGAUCCUGCCUUUCACGCACCUGUGGGAGCCGGAGGAGAUUCCGAUGCUGUACAAUACCAAACCGGUGCUCAGUUCGAGCGACUGGUACUUCGCCACUGGGUGCGCGACCAUGUGCAGUGGGAGGUGCUCGCCGUGUUCGCCUCAGUCGAUUGCCAACGGCAUCCGCUGGAGGAGGUCGAUCCGGAGAUCGACUGGAUGAAGUUCCACCGCGGUAUUACCAAUGCGGCGAUCCGUUGGAUGAAUGUGCAUACCGACGACAACUGGCGUCCGCACAAUAUUCCGGAGACGUACGACCGUUACAAAGAGGGUGCGUUCGACUAUUGUUUCCCCGAUACGCACAAUGCGACGACGGGCAACUACGGCGGUAUGUUUAUUCCUCCUUCCGCUAUCGCGGACAACAUCUACUACCUGUUUGGACGCGCGAAGCCGAGGCGGCAAAAGUUGGGGCCGGAUACUUAUUUCACCGCUUCCGGCUACCACUACGACCAUCCGUUGAUCUACGGUUUCAGCCACACCCAUAAAUCGGGCGGCGGCGGAACCGAUUAUCAGGACAUCAUGUUCUUUCCGGUUACGGAUGCCGUAUGGACGCAGCAGCAGGUUUGUCCCGACCGCGUCGGCAGCCGUUAUUCGCACGAGCAGGAGUUUAUCGAACCGGGGUAUUACCGGAUCAGGCUCGAUUCGGACGUGGAUGCCGAACUGACGGCUACGGCUCGCUGCGGGAUGCACCGCUACACGUAUCCGGAAGGGGCGAUGCGGCAGUUGAUCAUCGACUUGAAACACGGCUGCGAGCAUUCGACGACCAUUUUCGCCGACGAAGAUUUCGAUACCGUCAAAAUCUCGCGGCUGGAAUGGGUCGACGACCGUACGGUGCGGGGAUACCGGGUUUCGAACGGCUGGGCGCCGGAACAGCACGUCUAUUUCUACGCCGAAUUUUCAGAGCCGAUCGUUUCGUGCCGUCUUUUCGAUCAUACUCAUUUUCGGGACGGCGUCCGUGAGUUGGAAGUACCGACGUGCGGGCCGUGCUGCGUUUCGGAGGGAAGCGGGAAACCGUCGUCGUCCGUGUGGGCAUCUCCCCGUCCGGAAACGACUUAUCGGGACUGGAACGAAGCCCUGUCGGCUGUCCGGAUCGCCGAUGCCGAUUCGCCGCAGAAGGAGGUGUUUUAUACGAGUCUCUAUUUCGCGAUGCUCUACCCGAUGCUCUAUUCCGAUGUGACGGGCGAAUACCGCAGUUCCGACUCGAAGGCCGGACGUGACCCGCGAUCUGAUGAAAACCUUGCUGGAGCACUACCGCCACUGCGGUCAACUGCCGAUCUGGACGCUGGCCGGCGUCGAGAACAUGUGCAUGAUCGGUUAUCACUCGAUGCCGCUGGUUGCCGACGCUUAUUGCAAGGGAUUCGCGGUUACGAUGCGGAAGCGCUUUACGAGGCGAUGAAAGCGUCGGCCAACCGCGAUACGUUCGGUUAUUUUCUGAAAGCGUUCCGCGGGACGCGUUAUUACAAGCAGUACGAGUACGUGCCGUGCGAUCUGGAGGUGACUUCCGUUUCGAAGACCCUCGAAUAUUGCUACGACGACUGGUGCAUCGCUCAGAUGGCGCGGAUGCUCGGGCACCGGGACGACUACGACUAUUACAUCGGCCGGGCCGGCUGGUAUAAGAAUCUUUUCGAUCAGAAUCUGAACUUUAUGCGCGGCAGGAAUUCCGACGGCAGUUGGCGGACGCCGUUCGAUCCGUUCCAUUCGAACCACUACCGGCCGGACGACGAUUUCUGCGAAGGCACUUCGUGGCAGUGGACUUUCUUCGUGCCUCACGACGGCAAGGGGCUGAUGAAUCUGUUCGGCGGCCGCGAUCCGUUCGUCGCCAAACUCGAUUCGCUGUUUACGUAUGCGCAAGGCAACGAGCCGGGGCAUCACACCCUUUACAUGUACAUUAUGCCGGACAACCGUGGAAAGGGCAAAAACGGAUCAGCGACGGAUGAGACGGAUCAAUUGUUUAUUGGGAGUUUUGCUGUGCAUUUUCGGCGCGCAGCAGGCAUUCGGGUUCGCCCGGCCGGAGAAGGAGUAUCGGAUUUCCAGUUUCCGCGGACGGCUAUUCCGCGUAUCGACGGCGAUUUUUCGGAUUGGGACAUGGUGCCCGAUUCCUAUGCGAUUGGAUUGUCGGAGUUGUACGAUACGCAUGGCGGACGCGGUGAGAACCUCGAUCCGAAGGAGUUCGACCUGACCGUCAAGGUCGGUUGGGUGAACGGGGAGAACCGGCUCUAUUUCUAUGUGGAGGCUUACGACGAUAGCUGGGACUUUACCGAUCCGGGUUUGCGGCAGGAUAUUUUCGAAUUGGUGGUCGACGGCGACGCGUCCGGCGGUCCGUUUAUCAAGGAAGACAACGGCAAUAUCAACAAGCUGCCGGUUGCUGACCUGCAUUUCAAGGGACAUGGCGCCCAUGCGCAGAAUUACCACAUUUUCACGCCGGUGCAGCACGGGAAAGACUGGGCGAUGGUAUGGGGUUCUACGCCGUGGAUCAAGGAUUUCCCGUAUGCCAACGUCGCGUACGACUAUGAUUUCGGGCCGGGUGAAUCCGGUGCUGAAAAUGGAGUUCUGGAUCACGCCUUGACCGAGAACGAGUUGAUCGGAAUGUCGUGGUGUAUGAUCGAUUUCGAUGUGGAUCGGCCGAAAGCCGAUCCGGUGAUGUGUCUGUCGCACGAUUUCCGGAUGAUCCGCGACGCUUCGUUCCUAAACGCUUUCCGGCUGAUGCCGCUGGAAGAGACGCUGCGGCCGAAAAUCGCUGCCGACUGGGCGUUUACCGAAGUCGACCGCGACCGGCGGAUCGUGCUGUUCGAAGAUCGUUCGACCGGAGAGAUCGCCCGCCGGGAGUGGGACUUCGGCGAUGGAACGAAAUCCUCCGAGGAAUAUCCGCUGCACCGUUAUGCCAAAGCCGGCGAAUGGACGGUGACGCUGACCGUCGAAGGCCCGGACGGGCAAGACCGCCGCAUCAAGGUGUGGGAGGUGGUGACUCGGUAA